Molecule: messenger RNA, 152 nt
Organism: Paramecium sonneborni
Lineage: Eukaryota; Ciliophora; Oligohymenophorea; Peniculida; Parameciidae
Source: the annotation of a GenBank genome assembly
AUGCCAAUUUCCUUCUAGUGUAACUAAAGUAGGUAAUACAACAACCAUAAUUUAGAUAAAGAGAGAAAAUGUUUUAAGGUAGAAAUAAUUUAUUAAAUCGUGAUGGAGAUAUCGAAGAAAAUUGUAAAAAGAUAAAGAAAGGUAGGAAAUGA